CGGGCAGAGCGGCUUCCGGGCAGAGCGGCGUGGGGCCGGACCGGUGAGUCCGCGGGUGGAGGCCCGCGCAGAGCGGAGAGCGUGGGCCGGCUGCCUGGGGCGGCUGGCGGCGCGAAGGGCCUUCACUCCCCGGGCCGGAGGCUGAAUGGCCUGACCGGCGUCAUGGGGAAUGAGGGUGUGAGGGAGCGUGCGGAAGAGGAGGGCCGUUUCCGUGUGGGAGCUGCGGGGGAACAUCUGGGGAAUGUCCCUACCGCAGAGCGCGAGCUUUGGGAAUUGGGACCCUGGGUUCGAGUUUUCGACCUGCCUCCAGCCAGGUGGCCUCGAGGGAGUGACGAAUCAUCGAUCCUCGAGUUCCGCACCUGAAAACAGGACAGUGGUCACCCGAGCCUGCCUCACAGCGCUUGCUGGGAUCAGGUCUGCGGACCAGCUUCCUGGCGUGGGCGUCGGUGCAGGUCGCAGUUGUUGGCAGGUAGCGGUCUGAGCUCCUGUGACAGGAAGCACGCCAACAGGCUUACGCGGGCUUUUCUGGGCUUGGGUUCCCAGGAAACAGAUUAGUGAUAUUUUGAGAAGAUGGGCUAUUAGGAAGUUAGUUCCAGGACCGACCUGAGGGGUCACCAAGUGCAUCUUUCUCCAGGAUGCGUUGUAAGCAUCCAGCUUCCCUUCCAGCGCCUUCAGUCACGGGGAGCUUCAUUCACACCGGUCCUGUGCCCGCAAUUUCCCGUCGCGCGCAGCUCUAACGAAAACAAACGUGCUUGUCUGCAGUGAGCCGCGAGUGUACCCACCUGCAGUGCCUACUCACCUUGUGUCUGAGCUUUCAGGGAAUUCAGUAACAAAAGUAAAAUACAUCUUGAUGUGAUGGAUGCAAGGAGCCACUUUUUAAAGAAUUGGAGUUUAAAAACGUUGAAAACACUUGCUUGGAGAAUCAAAAUGUUCAAUGUAUUCACUGUAUGUUACGUUACUACACAUCAUUAAACCUACAAGGGCAUCAACAUAGUUGUCGAAACAGUACAGAAGUUAGAAUUAGGUCACUUCUCUACUUCAAGAUGUUAAAGUGGAUCGCCAGAUUUCCUGCAGCAAAAGAGUCUCUUUCCGUGCUGUGGAGUGUUUGAUUCAGUGAGAGACUUGGAGCUUUAGUAAAUAAUACCUAAUUAUUACAGGUGCCACAGGAAACAGUGUUGCCAUAAACACCGUGUACAACUUGUCAAUAGAUUUUAAUUCCAGAAGUCCAUUUAUAGGAUAUUGAAUAAUAUAAUACAUUUAAGAAAAAAUGGAUGAAGAACCUGAAAGAACUAAGCGAUGGGAAGGAGGCUAUGAAAGAACAUGGGAGAUUCUUAAAGAAGAUGAGUCAGGAUCACUGAAAGCUACAAUAGAAGACAUUCUCUUCAAAGCAAAGAGAAAAAGAGUAUUUGAGCACCAUGGACAAGUUCGACUUGGAAUGAUGCGCCAUCUUUAUGUGGUAGUAGAUGGGUCAAGAACAAUGGAAGACCAAGAUUUAAAGCCGAAUAGACUGACAUGUACUUUAAAGUUGUUGGAAUACUUCGUAGAGGAAUAUUUUGAUCAAAAUCCUAUUAGUCAGAUUGGAAUUAUUGUGACAAAGAGUAAAAGAGCUGAAAAACUGACAGAACUCUCAGGAAACCCUAGAAAACACAUAACAUCUUUGAAGAAAGCUGUAGAUAUGACCUGCCAUGGAGAGCCAUCUCUUUAUAACUCCUUAAACAUGGCUAUGCAAACUCUAAAACACAUGCCUGGGCAUACAAGUAGAGAAGUCCUAAUCAUCUUUAGCAGCCUCACAACUUGUGAUCCAUCUAAUAUCUAUGACCUAAUCAAGACCCUAAAGACAGCUAAAAUUAGAGUGUCUGUUAUUGGAUUGUCUGCAGAAGUUCGGGUUUGCACUGUACUUGCUCGUGAAACUGGUGGCACAUACCAUGUUAUUUUAGAUGAAAGCCAUUACAAAGAAUUGCUAACACAUCAUGUUAGUCCUCCUCCUGCUAGCUCAAGUUCUGAGUGCUCACUGAUUCGUAUGGGCUUUCCUCAGCAUACCGUUGCUUCUCUGUCUGAUCAAGAUGCAAAGCCCUCUUUCAGCAUGGCAUACUUAGCCUCAGUUUUAUCAUUUGACAGUUCAGCCAUUGUCUUUAUGAGGUUUGGGCUACUCAUAUGUCUCUCUGCUGUCAUGUCAGGUCUUACUUUGGUGUCUGCUCCCCAUUUGGCACGGUCUUACCAUCAUUUAUUUCCUUUGGAUGCUUUUCAAGAAGUUUCCCUAGAAGAACAUAAUGGCGAAAGAUUUUGUUACGGAUGUCAGGGGGAAUUGAAAGACCAACAUGUCUAUCAUUGCACUGUGUGCCAAAAUGUUUUCUGUGUGGACUGUGAUGUUUUUGUUCAUGACUCUCUCCACUGUUGUCCUGGCUGUAUUCAUAAUAUUCCAACUCCUUCAGGUAUUUGAUUCCAGCAUAUAGUACACAUUAUAUGUGUUAAAAAGAAACUUGCAACUGUAAAUAAAAUGAUUCUUUUGAAGAAGCUCUAAUUAAAACAUGAAAAGCAGUUCAAAAGGAAAA
Messenger RNA from Myotis lucifugus (little brown bat), 2552 nucleotides. RefSeq names its product general transcription factor IIH subunit 2 (gene GTF2H2). The coding region runs from base 1268 to 2440 and encodes 390 amino acids. Gene Ontology annotation, biological process: nucleotide-excision repair; DNA-templated transcription; regulation of transcription by RNA polymerase II. The record is from RefSeq and is a predicted model, not a curated record. Lineage: Eukaryota; Metazoa; Chordata; Mammalia; Chiroptera; Vespertilionidae. The transcript is spliced from 15 exons. Gene Ontology annotation, molecular function: zinc ion binding. Gene Ontology annotation, cellular component: transcription factor TFIIH holo complex; transcription factor TFIIH core complex.